CGAGGACUUCUACCGGGAGGCCAUCGAGCAUUGCCGCAGCUACAACGCGCGCCUGUGCGCCGAGCGCAGCCUGCGCCUGCCGUUCCUCGACUCGCAGACCGGUGUGGCCCAGAACAACUGCUACAUCUGGAUGGAGAAGACCCACCGCGGGCCUGGUUUGGCCCCGGGACAGAUCUACACUUACCCCGCCCGCUGUUGGAGGAAGAAACGGAGACUCAACAUCCUGGAGGACCCCAGGCUGCGGCCCUGCGAGUACAAGAUCGAUUGUGAGGUACCCCUGAAGAAGGAGGGUGGCCUUCCGGAAGGGCCGGUCCUCGAGGCUCUGCUGUGUGCUGAGACAGGAGAGAAGAAGGUCGAGCUGAAGGAGGAGGAGGCCAUUAUGGACUGUCAGAAACAGCAGUUGCUGGAGUUUCCGCAUGAUCUCGAGGUAGAAGACUUGGAGGAAGACAUUCCCAGGAGGAAGAACAGGGCCAAAGGAAAGGCAUAUGGCAUUGGAGGUCUUAGGAAACGCCAGGACACCGCUUCCCUGGAGGACCGAGACAAGCCGUACGUCUGUGAUAUCUGUGGGAAGAGGUAUAAAAACCGUCCAGGACUCAGCUACCACUACACCCACACCCACCUGGCUGAGGAGGAGGGGGAGGAGCAUGCUGAGCGCCACGCCCUGCCUUUCCACCGGAAAAACCACCAUAAACAGUUUUACAAAGAAUUGGCCUGGGUCCCCGAGGCACAGAGGAAACACACAGCCAAGAAAGCACCAGACGGCACCGUCAUCCCCAAUGGCUACUGUGACUUUUGCCUGGGGGGCUCCAAGAAGACUGGGUGUCCCGAGGACCUCAUCUCCUGUGCAGAUUGUGGGCGAUCAGGACAUCCCUCGUGUUUACAGUUCACGGUGAACAUGACCGCGGCUGUGCGGACCUACCGCUGGCAGUGCAUCGAAUGCAAGUCCUGCAGUCUGUGUGGCACCUCAGAGAAUGACGACCAGUUGCUGUUCUGUGAUGACUGCGACCGAGGCUACCACAUGUACUGCUUGAGCCCUCCCAUGGCGGAGCCCCCGGAAGGGAGCUGGAGCUGCCACCUCUGCCUCCGGCACUUGAAGGAAAAGGCUUCUGCCUACAUCACCCUCACUUAGGCCUGGCUCUGCUUCUCCAGGACCUUUGGGUGGUGCUAACUUUCCUGGCUGGAGGAGCUCCUGGCUCCUCCCACUCGGUGUCCCCAGUGGGAGGGAGAGGGUGAAGCCCAGAGGGGGCCACGGUGUUCUCCCUCUGCAAGUGGAAUGUUACCCCGUGGGUGGGUGGGUCCAGUAGGGCUCCUCCUGCCCCCGUCUCCAUCCCUUGGCAAAUGGGCACCAGGGGCUUCUGCUCCCCUCAAAGCCAUACCCCGCCUCUGGGCGGGCAUAGGGGGGUAGUGGAUGCCAGCUGGGGGCACGGAAAGAGCCUUUUUCUAAAGAAAAAGACUAAAAAAAAAAAAAAAAAAAGAAAAGAAAUUAAUAU
Messenger RNA from Peromyscus eremicus (cactus mouse), 1490 nucleotides. It is a transcript of the gene Dpf1, whose product is annotated as double PHD fingers 1. NCBI's taxonomy places the organism in Eukaryota, Metazoa, Chordata, Mammalia, Rodentia, Cricetidae. The coding region runs from base 131 to 1129 and encodes 332 amino acids. The transcript has 11 exons. Gene Ontology annotation, biological process: nervous system development. Gene Ontology annotation, cellular component: nBAF complex. The record is from RefSeq and is a predicted model, not a curated record.